Molecule: messenger RNA, 6197 nt
Organism: Mugil cephalus (flathead mullet)
Lineage: Eukaryota; Metazoa; Chordata; Actinopteri; Mugiliformes; Mugilidae
Product: leucine-rich repeat-containing protein 74A-like
Exons: 13
Coding region: 920-2353 (477 amino acids)
Molecular function (GO): protein binding
Source: RefSeq, a predicted model, not a curated record
CCAAAAUCCGGGCUUUACUUUCAUUUACACAACUCUGAAAAGGUCAUUCAUGCUUUUAUUGCUUCCAGCUUCCAGUACUGUAGCUCCCUUUUUCAGGUCUCAGCAGGACGAACGACUCUCCUCUGCAGACAGUGCUGACAGGGGUUUAACUAACCACACAUCCUUCCAUGACUCACUGCCAAUCAUUGGCUGCAGCUAAAUUUUACGACGUAUUAAUAAAUCACAAAAUAUGAUUUUAGACUUUCCCCUCAUGACUUCAUUUGCAAAUUAAAAUACCUUUGUGUAAUUGUUCUUUGUUAUUACUAUAAAAUGCAUGACUUAUCACGCUGUAGCUGAAGGAGAAAUUACAAAUAACUGAUUAUUCACAGAGACGGUGAAAUGAAAUGUUAUUAUAGUAAUUUUUAUUAUUCUGUAAUAGUUAGGUGGAUGAACAAAAUAAUUUUGCACAAUUAAUUAAUAUUUCUGAAUUUGAUUAAUAUAAUGUUUCUGUCAAAAGGUACUUGGACUCAAAAAGGGGAAGUUUAUAAAAUGUUAAAGGUGACUGAAAAAACAGAUGUUGCAAGUUCCGUUUAUUAUUACAACCACUUUUGCAGCGAUGUGUUUACGGUCAACAGCGCUAUCUAGUGGAUACCUUUACGAACUACACAAUUGCAGUAAAUGAAUCGAAAGGACAAUUCCUCUUCAAUAACAUAACACUGACUGAUAAAAUCACGGAUUAAAAAUAAAAGAAAACAGCAAUUUUUAGGUUUUAAUUUUCGUUAGUUUUGUUGCUUCCGGCAUUUGCCGCAUUUUUCUUCGAGAAAUUGAACACAUCGUAAAAACACCCGUGAGAUUCCAACUGGUCUAACGGUCAUAUUCUUACAACAUCAUCAAACUCGGUGCAUCCAGAACUGAGAGGUUCCCAGGACUUUGUGAGGCGAUGCAUGAGUCUCAUGAGGAUUUCCAAUCCGGUGAAGAACAGCAAAAAGAAAAGCAGCUGGCAGAUGAUCAGUCAGGCCUCCUGUCCACAGGAAGCCUGGAUCCGAUGGAGGACCUAGAGAAGCUGACACAGGCCCAGGAGGGAGACAGUGGGGAUGAGUGGGACACCGAUCUGGAAGACAAUGCCACCCGUCACAGACGGAGCUCGUCCCUGUCAGAGCUGUACCUGCAGGCCUGCAAGAAGAUCGGUGUCACCCCUGUCUCCUCCUUCCUCCGUCACUUGGGUGAAUCCGCUGCAAACCUGAACCACUGUGGCGUAGGGCCGCUAGGAGCCAAAGCUCUGGCAAUAGUUCUGCAAAAUGACAAUGUCAUCACCCACCUCGAGCUUGAGGACAACACACUGCAGGCAGAUGGGACGCGCUAUCUAAUGAAGAUGCUAAGAGCAAACGUCACCAUUCAGAGUCUUAAUAUUUCCGAGAACCACCUGGGCCAUCAAGGAGCCUACAUCAUCUCCAAAAUACUGUUAGAUAAUUAUUGCAUCAAAUCCAUCAAACUCUCAGGAAACGACUUUGAUCAUUCUGCUGCCAAAUACCUAGCAGACGCUUUAAUGGAUGACUAUGUGAUCAAAGAGCUGGACCUCAGUCACAACAAACUAUGUGAUAUAGGAGGAGAAUACCUGGGUCGCAUGUUGGCCAGGAAUCAAGGUAUUGAAGUCCUCGAUCUGAGCUGGAAUCAUUUUCGUGUGCACGGGGCUCUGAGUGCCGGUCUGAAGGUGAACUCUAUUCUGAAGCAGUUCCACCUGUCGCACAAUGAUUUCGGCCACAUCGGAGCGGAGUCGCUGGGUCAAGCGCUGAAACAAAACAACACUCUCGUGCUGCUCGACCUCAGCAAUAACUGGCUCGACGACGAAGCCGUGACGCUGCUCUGCCAGGGCCUCAGUACAAACGGCACCCUCAAGGUCCUCAAUCUGGCCAAUAACCCCAUGACAAACACCGGAGCUCUGGUUCUGCUCAAAACGGUUAAAAACAACACAAGGUCAGCAAUGGAGAAGAUCGAUAUUUCUAGGGUAUUUGUGCGCGAGACCUUCGUGGAGCUGCUUGAAGAAACCCGUCAGACACGUCCUGCUCUCGAAGUCCAGUACGACGUCAUGAACUCUGUCACCAGGAACCUGUCUGCCAUCCACAUCUUCAAGAAACACCUUGAAGAGCAAAAUCAAAGCAUCACAGAUUUCUUCCGGGACUUGGAUAAAGAAGAAACCACGAAGGUCUCCAGCUCCGCCUUCAGGAAGGCUGCAAAGGAAGCCAACAUACCUCUGGAUCAACGGCAGAUCGAGUGGUUGAUCACGAGGUUUGACAAGAAUUGCACAGCCGGCAUAAAUUACAGGUUAGUCUGUGAAUUUGCGGAUAACUUUUUCAUUUCUCUGAGGAGUUUGUGAGCGUAAUGUACUGGCCCUUAAAACUGUGCGUAAUAUUUGCAGUCAGUUCGAUGAGCUGUCGUAGAUGUGGAGUCGUACGUGAAGACGACGGCAAACAGAUGAGACAUUUUCAAGUAAAUCUCAUGGCAUCUACACUUUAUUUUGCAUUUUCUUAACAACAUGCCAGCAGUGCGACUUUGCAAACCCCAGCAGAUCUUCUGUGCUGAUGCCACAAUCUCACAUUUUUGAGAAACUUAAUGAACGUAAACCCAAAGGUACCGUGCACCACCGACGGGUGCAACCAAAGAGCCGCUUCCUGUGACGUCAGGUGUCGCUCUCAGCCCAAAGCCUUACUUGAACCUCUGACACCAACCAGCUGCACCGACCCUGGCGUUCUCUGCCUCAUUCUCUCCAUCUGAAAUAAUCUUCUGGUAUGACAACAGAACAAGAGGUGGAAGAAAAAAGAGCUGGCGUCCAUAUCAAAGGAGCGGGCGGUGGGAAAGAAUAGCGCCAGAUGCAAGCUAGUUGUUUUUCCACGCGGGUUAGCUUUGAAUGAAGCAGCCUGUAAAGGAAAAAUGGCACGCUCAUGAAUAUGCAUGUUCGGCAUUACUUAUGCAGGCCCAGCAGAGUGGGAUUAUUAAGGGCGCGCUGAUGAAUUGUCUCAAGGUGUGAUGUCCAGCAGUGCAGUGUUUCGUUUCCGUCAGGUGGCUCUGUUGGUGAGGACAGAGGAGACAAUGACAGGACCCACCGCCUCACAGGCGCCUGUUCUUUAUGUCACAUGUAAACAGCUCGAUGUGGUGCUACACUGAAGGUGACCGUCACUAAAACAGAUCUGCUAUAUGCAUUCAAUUCACCAGCACGUAUUGAUGAAAGUCCAACUAUACUACUUGGUUUGUUCCAAAUAAAAAAGUAGCUCAAUGUGCAGUCCUAACAAUUAGCCAGCUGUAAAAUAAAUUUUAGAUUAAUAACAAGGACGCUUCAUUUGUGGAAUGAAUUGGAAGUAUUAGUUAUAGUGAGACUCACAAACUAUCCCCUGGUUUAUCACCUUCAUCUCAUCUUCUCUUCAUGGCGCUUCCUGACUUCUGUGUCAGAACCGGUUUUACUGUUGGAUUCUUCGAGGCUGGUACCGUCACUACAGGAGAUGCUCCACAAGCUCUCAGUCGAGACGUGUAAACGCUCCCACCUCUUAUUUUUUUUCAUCACAACUUUCUCUCUGGAUCUUCCCUCGGACACCAAAGUCAUAUUUUACAACAUAAUCAUUUGACUGUCAUGUUGUCUUCUUCGCAAAGCCUGUCUCCACCCUGCAUCACGAAUAAAUUAUGUCUCUAAGGAAGCAGGAAAACUCGUUUUAAUAAAAAGAUCAGAUGCACAAGUUAAGCUGAAAUCCACACUACACUUUCGCCUACACUGCCGACAUUCAUCCAGGAGAAAACCUCGGGUGAGGUCGACUGAAAAACAUGCACAAUAACACAAGACAUGCGCUGCAAUGUUUUUCCAGUUUACCUCAAUCCAGGUGGUGAUAUUAAAACACUGAAACUGAAAACAAAAUAAUCGCUGCAGACAUUUUAGAGAAAGAGCAGAGAUUUCCAGACCUAAAUAGUGGAUUUUCAUCAGGGAAACAAAUAUUUUUGUCAAUAUCUAUAAGAAAAAUGGAUCUAAAUACAGAUGCGUGAAACCAGGUCUCUUAUUUGUCUCCCAAGAUAUUCAGUUUUAAUAAUUAAUUUGGACACAAAUUGUCCAACACACAGGAUGUUGCCUUAAUGUGACCAAAACUCGUUAGUUUCUCUAGGUACUUGACAGGUGGGCCGUCACAAACGUCUCUGAGAACUCACCUUGGUAUUUUCAGUGGAUUGAAGCUCCAGGUUUCUCUUUAUGUGUUCCCACUUCAUGAGGCUGAGGUCCGUCUUCUGGGGCACAGCCCGUCCGUAUAUUUGUGGUCGUCAUUUGCAGUGAUGCAGAAUGAAUCAGACGUCUCGCCCUUGCCUAAAAUUUUAGCACUCUCCCUAAAAUAACUUGUGCGUUUGAGAAUAAAUUUAAAAAAAAAAAAAAAAAAAAAAGGAACAUUUUGACUAUUAACAUAAAUACGCCCUUAAACUCGAAAUACACUUCUCAAUUGUACGAAAAUACAAUUCUUUAUGUAAUAGCACUGAUAAUAAUUAGCUUAUUUAAAAAGACAGAAAAAAAAAAAUAACAGAAUAAUUUAGGUAAAUCAUCUCUCUGAUGUGGCUUAAUGAAAACAAACAGCUAGCUGCCAAUUUCUAAUGGGCCAUCUUUCAUCUGAAUGGACACAAAGACUUAAAACCCACGUCUUAUUGAGCCGUCCUAUUGGAAAUUCACAGAUUUGGCCAAAUUUUGAAGACGAAACGAAAACCUGCCAACAAACCCUUCAGAUAUCUAUGCACCCACUGGCACACGCUGCCAAUUAACAUGAUCUCGAAAGCGCUAAUGGAAUCUUGAGCGGUAAUAAAAGUAAAUAAUUAAAUUAAAGGAGCCCUUGUAUCAUUGUUUGCCGUAUUCAGGCCCAUUAGGACCUCCAGUAUUCUCAUGGUAAUCUAAUGUUUUGGUUUUUUGUGCCCGGGAUAAUGAAUUCUGUGUUUUUCCUCCAAACAGUGUUGUUCAGACAUUUGUGUAGGUGCUGGCAGAGAAACAAAGACGUACAUUAGGAGCCAUUGUCCCCCCGCGAUUAUUAAAGUAAACAGAAAUACUGAAGAGGUAUCGUACACAGCUGCACACACUUGAGCCUGUGUUUGUGAAGUGGGAGAAAGGGCCAAGCAACCCUCAAGACUUUGUCAGAGACGAAGCCAUUAUUUGGAGCUUCUCAAGAGCCGCGCGGCAGGCUGGCUAAUGAAGCUUUGAAGAUGCACCGUUGGCACACAACUCCGACUGCAGAACAGAAUUCGGGAACACAACAGGCUUGGCACGAGAUUAAAUGUUUCGGGGCAAGAUCCACCGCGAAGACGCUCAUCGCCUCAGCUUUUAUUUUGCCCGUCAUUAUUCACCCGAAUCGCUUUCAAAGAGAAAUCAACGAUGAGGUGAAACACGUAGUGUUUCUUUGUCGGAUGUUUGAUUGUUUAAUUUAGAUCCUAAAUAUGUCACAUGUAACAGGCCGGAACCAAAAAAGUAGUAUGAGCAUUUUGUGUAAAACACAACUUAAAAACAUUCAACAUGAGCAGCGUGUACAGAUUUAGGAAAGGAUGAGUGCAAGGCAAGUUUCAGUAAAUAAAACUUUUGAGAUGUUUAAUGUUGUUUCUUUAAAUAGUUUUUUUUUUUCAUAUACAACACAGGACAGUUAAAAUCUGUCCCAACAGUGGAGCUCAACAUAAAAACCUGCUGGCAAAUUGUGCGUUUUGUACUUUACUCCCAACAUAGCGCCCACAAAGGAAAAAAAUAAAACGGUUUGUGUAAUAAUACAAAAAAACAAUAGGGUGUGUUUGGUACAGUUUCUGCGAGGAAUAAUGUUUCUAGUUUGAUCAGAAUACGAAGUCUUGACAAGAGCGAGGGCAGGUUUAAGACUAGAGACGAUCCAGGACAAGGACUGAACUGAGCCUCAUCCAAACAACAGACUAUAAACAUGGAUUUAAAGUCAUGGCACUGGAAAACACGUUCCAUACAGAAACCUAGUGUCCUGGUUGCUCACUUUUUUCCCCCUUCCAGACCGUUGCCCGUCACAAUAUUUUGCAGCAAACCAAGGACGCCUUUGAAACCUGUGUUAAAAUUCAACAUCUUGAACUUAUUUGAAUUAGCUCCGUUUGGACCGGCUGUGGAGAAACUGGCUCCGGCUAAUGAGGAGGUUAUGCAACCGAAAGCUGUCUGGAAAAGCCUUUUUUUUUUUUUUUUUGUUUUUUUUGUUUCACGAUUAUACAAC